AUCUCGUAGCCAUAGCAAACCCGCCGAAUUAACGAUGUCAAACGCUAAACGCUUUAUGUAUUUUGCUUAUGGAAGUAAUUUAUUGAAAGAGAGACUACAGUUGGAAAAUCCAUCAGCAGUUUUUCGUUGCGUAGGUAGACUCAAGGGUUAUGUCCUUAACUUUGGUCUUUGGGGAGAUGAUGUGGUCAGCAAGUGGCAUGGUGGAGUGGCCACGAUUGAGAAAAGUCCAGAUGAGUACGUCUGGGGAGUGGUGUGGGAGAUGGCAGUCGAGGACCUUACAAGUUUAGAUAGACAGGAACAGGUGGACGAGGGUGCCUACAGCUCAUUAGAACUGAGAGUGGAGACAGAAGCUGGACCACUUCUUUGUAGAACUUAUCAGAUGAACAAAUUUAGACCUUGUCCUCCUUCCCCACAGUACAAAAAGGUUGUAUGUCUAGGAGCCAGAGAGACUGGAUUACCUCAAGAAUACUUAAAGAAGCUACAGGCAGUGGAGACUAACGGCUACACUGGCUCCUCCAUAUUAGAUGAUAUUAAAAAUCUUAGGAAAUGAUUGUGUGAAAAAAUUGCACAUUAUCAAAAUAAAACCUUCCCAAAAAGC
Molecule: messenger RNA, 598 nt
Organism: Electrophorus electricus (electric eel)
Lineage: Eukaryota; Metazoa; Chordata; Actinopteri; Gymnotiformes; Gymnotidae
Gene: ggcta
Product: gamma-glutamylcyclotransferase a
Molecular function (GO): gamma-glutamylcyclotransferase activity
Source: RefSeq, a predicted model, not a curated record